AUGUUAAAGUUUAAAAAUAUUUGCAAAACACAAUAUUACGAUAUUUUUAGCGAAAAGGUCAAGGGCAAUCAAAACGAAUUAUUAACAAAAUCAGCCCUCCAAAGCCAAUGUAAAGAUUUCGAAAAUUUUGAAAUGGAUGUACUAGCUUCCUUUCAAAUAUCUUGUAGUAAAAACAAAGACCCAGUCGAUGAUAAUUCCUGGAAAUAUGAAAUUACAAAAUAUUUAUUUGAAGUCGCUAAUAGUUCAGAAAAUGUAUUGAAUUGGUGGAAGAGUCACGAGACUAUAUUUCCAAUAUUAUCUAACAUGGCUAGAAAUUUAUUAGCGUUAUCUGCUACAUCGGCAUUAGAAUAG
Psylliodes chrysocephalus is the source of this 351-nucleotide messenger RNA. The record is from the annotation of a GenBank genome assembly. NCBI's taxonomy places the organism in Eukaryota, Metazoa, Arthropoda, Insecta, Coleoptera, Chrysomelidae.